AUGAAGGAGUCUCGCAAGCAGAAGUUGAGCAUGAGGCAAACAUUAUUUCCUCAUUUCAUAAGGCCAAACCUUUCAUGCUUCUACUACAAUUCUAAUUUGUUUUUCGGCAGGAAUGAUUCAACCGAUUUCUAUGAUUUUUUUGGACAGUUUUUGUAAAAAUUCGGCUUUACUCAUAAGCCGAUAUCUCAAACAGUUUUAAACCUACACAAAAAUAAACAACAUUUUCUUAAAUUUGCACUAUUCUUUAUUAAGGAUGCCAAAAAUCAUAGAAAUCGGUUAAUAUUUAUUGCCGUUUAUCAUGCUGCAGUUGAGAAAACACUUCAUCUUUGAGGGACAACCGCAAGCCCCAGAUGAUAUAUACCUCAGUGUGGAAAGGAAUCUCCUUCUAAAGGCUAAUGGAGGAUAUAGCAGCGCCUGGUCACUCUUCUAA
Molecule: messenger RNA, 430 nt
Organism: Porites evermanni
Lineage: Eukaryota; Metazoa; Cnidaria; Anthozoa; Scleractinia; Poritidae
Source: the annotation of a GenBank genome assembly